This is a messenger RNA of Brenthis ino (lesser marbled fritillary), 660 nucleotides long. The record is from the annotation of a GenBank genome assembly. Lineage: Eukaryota; Metazoa; Arthropoda; Insecta; Lepidoptera; Nymphalidae.
AUGAUGCUAGGUUGGAUCGUAACCUGCAAAACCGGCAGGUGUGGUUGUGGUGCGCCGGGGGGUGUUUGUCCGGGGGGCGGCCGGGCUGCACGCUGCACCGCGCCAAGGUGUAUCGCGUCGCUGCGACCUCGUUCCGAGGCGAGUGCGUCUCGUCGCGUGUCGCCCUCGCGCUUUGCAGCGUUAUGUAAAGUGCUGAGACUGUGCAGCGCGAGCGUUGCGCUCGACCGCGUGCGCGUCCCCCCGCACCUCGCCAUUCCGUCCGGCGGCAGGCGCGCGGCGGGCGGGCGGCGGCGCGGGGAGGGUGAGGCGCGGAGGUCGCGCGCCUCCCGCCUCCGCCCUCCGAGACGCGUCGCGCUCUGGCACUCCGCGACCGGCUCAGUCGUCGAGCGGAGUUCGUCGGCACCGGUUGGCUUCGAGCCCCGGUCCGAUACAGUGACGUAUCGUACGACUCCGGCCACCAGCGCCGCCAGUACUGCGAUCGCACGGUGCUGCCAUUUCGGGAGUUCGCGGUUCCGCGGGUGCGUUCGACGGUCACGAACGCGGCCGGCGGCUGCGGACGGAAAUAGCGUUCGUUAUCAUCGCGACCUCGCGGCGAGACAAGAUAGCGCGAGGUCGGCGGCACCUGCGCCGCCCCACGUGCGCUCCGCUGCAGCCGACAAU